UAUAUUUAAUUUAAUGUACGCGACGAUUCAUUUCUUAGUCAGGAACGACACUGUUCACAUCUAUCAAUUGUUUGAAAUAAAUUCAUAAAAAACUCCAUAAGUUUUAAAUUCAAACUUGAUCAUGACAGACAAUAUCAAGAACAAAACAGCUUUGAUCACCGGUGGAACCGUUGGACUUGGUUUCAUCUAUGCUAAAAGAUUGUUAGAAAAUGGAGCAAAGUGCGUUGCUCUUCUCGAUUUGAGUUCUUCUCCUGGUCAACAAUCGGCAAAUAAUUUGGAAAAAGAAUUUGGAAAGGGAAAGGCGAUAUUCUAUGUUUGUGACGUGACCAAGAUUAAUGAAUUCGAAGCGGUGUUCAAAAAAGUUGUGAGCGAUUUGAAUGGCUUAGAUAUUGUUAUUAACAAUGCUGGUAUAUACAACGACAAAAAAUGGGAGCAAACUAUGUGUAUAAAUGUCGGUGGUGUAAUCCAAGGAUCAUUGCUCGCUUUUGAUCAUAUGAGCAAACUCAAAGGUGGUAAAGGUGGCACUAUAGUAAAUAUUGCGUCGAUCGUGGCUCUAGAUAUUAUAUACAGUAGUCCCGUUUACUGUGCUAGCAAACACUAUGUAUUGGCAUUCAGUCGUUGCUUGGCGAGAUACUACAAUAAUACUGGAAUUCGCAUUCUCAUAAUGUGCCCUGGUGUCACAAUUACGACUUUACUUGAAAAUCCUAUUUCUAAAUCUUUUGAUUUUGUUACGCAAAAUGAUUUUAAUAACUGCUUAGGAAAAGACAUUCCGCAAACGCCGGAACAUGUUGGAGAUGCCAUGGUAAAACUUAUCGAGAAAGGCAAAAAUGAAGCUGUAUGGGUUUGUAAAGAAGGUAAACAACCCUAUGCUGUUGAAUUUCCUCCAUUGAAGAAAGUAGAACUUCAAUUAAUCAAAGAUAAAAGAGUUAUCAUAACAGGAAUGGCAAGUGGGUUAGGUUUGACUAUUAGCAGAGAAUUGCUGAGAAAUGGAGCAUCUAUAAUAGCGAUGAUAGAUACCGAAGAAUCAGGCAAGGAAACAGUGGAUAUAUUAAAUAAGGAAUUCGGACGCAACCGUACUAUAUUCUAUCAUUGUAACAUUGCAAACAAUUCUGAAUUCGAUGAUACGUUUAAAAAAGCUGUGAAGGCACUUGGUGGAUUAGAAAUUCUAGUAAAUAAUGCUGAUAUAAUGAACGAAACUGAUUUCAUGAAAACUAUUGACGUAAAUGUGACUUCAGUGAUACGUGCAACGCUUCUAGGAAUCCAACAAAUGCAAAAGGACCUCGGAGGCAAAGGAGGCGCUAUAGUAAACAUAUCAUCUUUGACUGGUCUCUAUGCUGCACCUCAACUACCAGUAUAUUCAACCACAAAACAUGCUGUGGUUAGCUUCAGUCGUUCUUUUGCGCAACCAUAUCAUUAUAAAAGAACUGGAGUAAAAAUAUUAGUCAUGUGCCCUGAACUUCCUCAAAUUAUUGAUGUGAAAAAUUUAGAGAACAACGUCCCACAUGAUGAUGUGAUACAGAAAUAUUUUAGAAGAAUGCUUAGUAUCGCACACGGAUUAGUUUAUGUGCUGAGAUGCGCCCAGAAUGGAAGUAUUUGGAUCAGUGAAGAUGGAAAACCUGUGUACGAAAUACUACUAUUCGAUAGUUUACCACAAAAAAACGAUGAUUUCAUAUUGGAUGAAAAUGAAUCUAAAUUGCAAAUACUCGUUGUGUCUAUAAAUACGAUCGACGAGAACCGAUCAAACUUCAGUAGAACGACAUACGUUGACCCUGUCUUGUGCUCUCCAAUUCUGGUGAACACUAUCUCGUAUAUUCGAUUCAGUUGCGAUUUCCUUCGAAUAAAAAUGGAGAACGAGAAUAAUAAAAGAAGACAAUCUUCCGCAUCCGAGAAAGCGAAAGAAAUAGAGGCAAUAUACGGUCUCGUUUCUGGUAAAAACGUGCUCAUAACUGGUGGAGCUGCGGGUUUAGGAAAUGCAUUUAUGAAUCAUUUUUUGAAACACGGUGCGAAUAAAAUAACUAUAUUAGAUAUUGACAAGGAAAUCGGUAAGCGAAUAGAACUGAGUGUAGAGAAAUCCUGCGAAGAAAAAAAAGUGCAUUUCAUUCAUGCUGAUGUUUCCAAUCACGAACUUAUGACUGCGGCUUUUGAGGAAGCUUUGAAUUUUAUGGAUGAUAUUGACAUUGUCAUAAAUAAUGCUGGUAUUUUGGACGAACGAAGAUGGGAAAAAGAAAUAGCAGUUAAUAUUGGAGGAAUGAUUCGUACCGCAUUAUUGGCUAUAAAAUAUUUAAGCAAAAAUCAACUUGGACAUGGAGGAACUUUAGUGAAUAUUAGUCAACACAUAGAUAUUAAAAGCACUGCUCAACUUCCAAUUUACACAGCCACCAAACAUGCCAUGAUUGGACUCUCACAAUCUCUCGCGGAAUCUUACCAAAUUGAAAAGACUGGUAUUCGUGUAAUAACGUUAUGUCCUGGCUUGACAGAAACUGCGCUUACAGUGGAUAGUCCAAAUAAAUUACUUUCUCGUGUUAUGAAGGCAGAUUUCGUAAAAACUCUCGAACAACUAUCAAUACAAACUCCAUAUGUGGUAGCUCAAGGUCUAAUGUCGAUCUUGAGAAUCGCGGAAUCUGGUAGUAUAUGGGUGAUUGAAAAUGGUCGGACUCCAUACGAAGUUUAUGUACCAAAUCCACGUAGUUUACGACGUACAUAUAAAAAUAAUUUUACAGUGAUUGAAACCAAAGUAGGGACAAGAGAUGGUUCUAUAAGAGAAGUUUGCGAUAAUACACUGACAGGUCUGAUGAGUUGCGCUUGACAUAACGCUGGAACAUAAAUGGCCAUGAUGAUCUGCGUUCUCCAAGAAGUUCUAAAGGUUGAAGUCGCAAUGACUUUCUAUCCUUUCGUUUGAAUAAUUCCCUAGUACGAUAAAGCUUAGGAAUUACAAAUAGAAAGUUGAAGUGAAUGAUCAAAUCGAAUUUUCUUCGAUCACUUGAAAGUAAUUGAGGAAAAGAGGUUCAAGCUACUUGGUAUUUGUUAGUCAUUGAUACAAUGUUAAGUAUUUAUACAGAUAAUGCACGCGUAUACACAUGAUGUUUUAUAUAUAAAUCAAUCGCCAUCAUAUUUAAGAAGUUUCUUAAUUAAUUAAAUUGUUGAUGAAUAAUAGUAUGACUUGUUUCCUUAUACGAUCAAGUCUUUUUUUAUUUUUUAAAUCUUUGUUCAGUAAAUAUCAAUUUACAAGUGUUUUUACUUUUUUUUUUUUUUUUUUUUUUU
Messenger RNA from Apis laboriosa (Himalayan honeybee), 3261 nucleotides. RefSeq lists its product as uncharacterized. The transcript is spliced from 20 exons. Lineage: Eukaryota; Metazoa; Arthropoda; Insecta; Hymenoptera; Apidae. The record is from RefSeq and is a predicted model, not a curated record. Gene Ontology annotation, cellular component: cytoplasm. The coding region runs from base 122 to 2806 and encodes 894 amino acids. Gene Ontology annotation, molecular function: oxidoreductase activity, acting on the CH-OH group of donors, NAD or NADP as acceptor.